Molecule: messenger RNA, 705 nt
Organism: Musa acuminata AAA Group (dessert banana)
Lineage: Eukaryota; Viridiplantae; Streptophyta; Magnoliopsida; Zingiberales; Musaceae
Product: histone H2A
Exons: 2
Coding region: 73-531 (152 amino acids)
Biological process (GO): heterochromatin formation
Cellular component (GO): chromatin; nucleosome
Molecular function (GO): structural constituent of chromatin; DNA binding; protein heterodimerization activity
Source: RefSeq, a predicted model, not a curated record
GGCGGUGUGGCGGUCGCAGACGAAUCAUUCCGCUUUGCUUUCACCGACUUUUUCUUUUUUCCGAGCAGUCGAAUGGACGCUGGCGGUGGUGGUGGCAAGGUGAAAAGGGGAGCCGCCGGCCGGAAGGGUGGUGGCCCCAGGAAAAAGCCCGUCUCCCGCUCCGUCAAGGCCGGCCUCCAGUUCCCCGUUGGCCGGAUCGGGCGAUACCUCAAGAAGGGCCGCUAUGCUCAGCGCGUCGGUACCGGUGCUCCCGUCUACCUUGCCGCCGUCCUGGAGUACCUAGCUGCCGAGGUGCUGGAGUUGGCUGGGAACGCGGCGCGCGACAACAAGAAGAACCGGAUCAUUCCCAGGCACGUGCUUCUGGCCAUAAGGAACGACGAGGAGCUGGGGAAGCUGCUUGCGGGGGUGACCAUCGCGCACGGAGGCGUGCUCCCCAACAUCAACCCGGUGUUACUGCCGAAGAAGAGCAACAAUGCCGCCAAGGAGCCCAAGUCGCCGUCGAAGGCCACCAAAUCGCCCAAGAAAGCUUAGGAUCUGAUGCCCUCGACGCAUUUGCUUUCCUCUUUCGCUCCUACUUUUGUAUCUAACUUGCAAUCCCUUUGUUGAGUGGCAAUCGCCAAUACGUUUGAUUGGCUUUCAAUGGAAUGUUGGUGGAAUUGAGACUAAUAUGAUCCUUACAAUGAUAUCAACAUCUCAUUUGCUUUA